CGAGGAGUCCGCGCGGAAAUGUCACUGCGUCACGCAAAAGCUCGUCAACCGGAAGUGGUCAGGGCUGCCCAGAAGGAUGCCCUCUUCCUGGAGGACAUCACCGGGCGGAUCGGGGAACUCCUGGAGACACUGCCCAUCGGCCGACGACAAAGAUUUCCCGAGAAUUUGGCGAAAUACAUCGCUGCGGGUGUUUAUUAUGGACUGAGCACAAUAUCUCGCCUUCAGACGCUCGGCGAAGAGUACACAGGGAUGAUCCAGGUGGACAGCCAAUGCCGAGACUUGCCGCGGAAGAAUGUGCAGAUGCUCACGUACUUGUUGGACGUGGGCGGAGAGGAUUUGAUGAGGUGCUUGCUGCAGAAGAUUGAAACGCAAGUCAUGCACGAAGAGAGUGUGCUUCCUGAAGCCCGAGAGAAGAUUCAAGUGGUGCUGAAGCACUUGAGAGAUUCCCUGCCACACUGGAAGACCGCCCACAGAGCAUGGUUCUACAUUUUCGCCGGGAAGUAUCAUAUUUCAAAGAGACUGACUGGGAUAAAUUACCUUCUGGUCAGAUACUGGAUAAACUCGACUCUGUCCAUGAAUGCCUACAGAUUCCUAGGAAUCAUUACACUCCUCCAGUUGGGAAUAGUCUCACUGCGAGCGAUGAAAAACAUGAAAGAGGACUUGUCCCGAAUUCGUCCGGAGGAUUAUCAAAAACCAAAAGUUUUCGACCAAAAUCUCAUGCAGACGCUGAAGAUGUGCGUUCUUUGUCUGGAGCCGCGGAAGAACACAUCUGCCACGCCUUGCGGUCAUCUCUUCUGCUGGAACUGCAUCAUGGACUCGCUGGAGCAGAAGAGCGUGUGUCCAGUGUGUCGGGAAGCGCUGAAGAAGAGUUCAAUUGUACCUCUGAUGAACUAUUCCUAAUUUUAUGAUAAAUACG
Phlebotomus argentipes is the source of this 916-nucleotide messenger RNA. RefSeq names its product peroxisome biogenesis factor 10 (gene Pex10). Gene Ontology annotation, biological process: protein import into peroxisome matrix. The transcript has a single exon. Bases 19 to 900 code for a protein of 293 amino acids. Gene Ontology annotation, molecular function: zinc ion binding. Gene Ontology annotation, cellular component: peroxisomal membrane. The record is from RefSeq and is a predicted model, not a curated record. Lineage: Eukaryota; Metazoa; Arthropoda; Insecta; Diptera; Psychodidae.